This is a messenger RNA of Coffea eugenioides, 2757 nucleotides long. RefSeq names its product cell division control protein 48 homolog B. The transcript has 13 exons. The coding region runs from base 213 to 2159 and encodes 648 amino acids. Lineage: Eukaryota; Viridiplantae; Streptophyta; Magnoliopsida; Gentianales; Rubiaceae. Gene Ontology annotation, molecular function: ATP hydrolysis activity; ATP binding. The record is from RefSeq and is a predicted model, not a curated record.
AUAUCUCAGACGCAAAGGAAUCCAAAUGAAAAUAAGAAGGUUGCAAACAAAAAAGUGUGUGGUUAAACUGGGAAUCAUCUGAUUACUUUAGAAACUCUCUCACUCGAGGAAGGAAGCGACCAAGGGCUUUCGGCAGAUUUGAUCUGGACCGGACCACUGGUGUGAAGGCAUCGUUGCACUUUAGAAGCUUGUCAUUUCCAAAAGAAAAGGAUAUGAAUCAGCAAUUAAUCACGAGUCGUCGAGUGUCGAGUAGGACUGUUCAGUUUUCUUCUUUAAUGCAAACCAGCAACUGUUCCAACAGAAGAAGCGCAAGGAGAGACAUGGAAACCAGUAGUAGCAGCAGCACCCUCACCAACGGCGGCCAGUGGAGAGCCGAGGAAGCGGUCGCCGGUAAUUGGGAAGCUCUACGAGCUCUGAGAGAACUGAUAACCUCCCCUCUCCUCUACUCUCGCGAGUCUCGGAAACUCGGCCUUAAAUGGCCUCGGGGUUUGCUGCUCUACGGCCCUCCUGGCACUGGAAAGACGAGCUUGGUUCGAGCAGUAGUUCGUGAAUGUGGUGCCCAUUUGAUAGUUCUUAGCCCACACUCUGUUCAUAGAGCACAUGCUGGAGAAAGUGAGAGAAUUUUGAGGGAGGCUUUUGCUGAAGCAUCAUCUCAUGCAAAAUUAGGGAAACCUUCAGUCAUUUUUAUAGAUGAAAUUGAUGCUAUCUGUCCUCGAAGAGAUUCCAGAAGGGAACAAGACAUUCGUUUAGCCUCUCAGCUCUUUAUGCUGAUGGACUCUAAUAAAUCUUCCUCGACGUCUACAUCUCAUGUGGUUGUGGUUGCAUCAACUAAUAGAGUGGAUGCAAUUGAUCCCGCGCUUAGAAGGUCUGGGCGUUUUGACACAGAGAUUGAAGUCACAACACCUAGUGAAGCUGAACGCUUUCAAAUUCUCAAGCUCUACACAAAGAGGCUUUCUUUGGAUCCCGAUGUCAACUUGCAAUCCUUGGCUGCUGCGUGCAAUGGUUAUGUUGGAGCAGAUUUAGAAGCUUUGUGUCGUGAGGCUGCUCUUUCUGCACUUAGAAAAUCUUCAGAUGGAGAUCUUGGAGGCAAAAUAUGUAACAUAACAGUGGAUGAUUUUAAACAUGCUAGGUCAAUUGUUGGGCCGAGUAUAACAAGAGGUGUUACAGUUGAAAUCCCAAAGGUUUCUUGGGAAGACAUUGGUGGUCUAUAUGAGUUAAAGAAAAAGCUUCAGCAAGCUGUUGAGUGGCCCUUGAAACACUCUUCAGCUUUUUCACGGCUCGGGGUGUCCCCUAUUCGAGGAAUCCUUCUUCAUGGUCCUCCAGGUUGUUCAAAAACAACACUUGCUAAAGCUGCUGGUCAUGCAGCCCAAGCAUCAUUCUUUUCAUUGAGUGGUGCAGAACUCUUUUCUAUGUAUGUUGGUGAAGGCGAAGCUUUGUUGCGUAAUACAUUUCGGAGGGCUCGUCUUGCAGCUCCUAGUAUAAUUUUUUUCGACGAAGCUGAUGUUGUUGCUGCAAGACGAGGAGGAAGUUCAAGUGGCAGCACUACAGUGGGUGAGAGACUUUUAUCUACUCUACUAACAGAAAUGGAUGGUUUAGAGCAGGCAAAAGGCAUUCUUGUUUUAGCUGCUACAAACCGUCCUCAUGCAAUUGAUGCUGCACUUAUGCGACCUGGACGCUUUGAUCUAGUGCUUUAUGUCCCACCACCUGAUCUGGAAGCUCGGUAUGAAAUUCUUCGAGUUCAUACACGUGGUAUGAAAGUGGAUCCUGAUGUUGAUUUGGGACAGAUAGCAGCAGAUACGGAGCUCUUCACUGGGGCUGAACUGGAGGGGCUCUGCAAAGAGGCUGGAAUUGUAGCUUUGAGGGAAGAUAUAUCGGCCACUCUUGUUUGUAGUCGGCAUUUCCAAACAGUCAGGAAUUCCCUAAAACCAGCUCUUACAAGAGAGGAUAUCAAUUUGUAUUCCUCAUUCAUGAAAAAUCCGUUAUUGAGGUCUUCUGCUCCAUCUAAACCCAGGUCCAACCAUAGAGUCAAGGAGACCAAGAAACUUUUCAUUUUGACGAUACCCAUUACGCUUGGUGUCAUUGGUUUUAUGUUGUAUGGUGGGAUGAAAUAUUUUUUGACAUCUCCGGACAGAGUACCGAAAGUUUUAGCCAGUACAUGAUGGAUGAGUCACAUUUCACUAUAAUUGCAUCAAAGAUGAUUGUACUUGCUGGUCUCUUGUGCUGAGCAAUAUAGUAUUUAACACUCUGGAGACUAAAGAUGAUUGUACCAGCUAGUCGCAAGCACUUGCCAUUGUUUGGAGUUGGGGGGGGCCUGACUUUUGUAUGAAGACUGUUGAAGAACUAGAAUCUGAUUACCAGGCUUAAACUAGGGAGUUGGUAUCCGUUGUCUCAUCUCCUGUCCCCAGCUCCCAAGUCUUGUCUUCUGCUUUCAGUUUGCAAUGAUGCACGGUUAAUGUUAAGGGCACUUUGUCAGCAGGAAACGCUUGGGCUGCCAAAGGAUGCAUUUGAAGCGGAUUCGCAACAUAUAUGAGAGUUGAAAUUAUAUUACAGCAAAUUCUUUUAAUCAGACUGAUGAAUGUUGUAGUUUUCUUUCCUUUAAUUCCCUUCCAAAGAUGGUUAGCUUACUCAUUAUUAUUAUUAUUAUUAUUAUUAUUAUUAUUUUGGUCAAAACGGCAACCUGUAUUUCUAAUGAUGAUCAGUACAUUAACAAUUGUGCGGAGCAAAUGCCCAGAGAUCCAUACAGCUUGUUAUUCUUCA